Messenger RNA from Lentinula edodes (shiitake mushroom), 1353 nucleotides. RefSeq names its product arad-like aldolase/epimerase. Lineage: Eukaryota; Fungi; Basidiomycota; Agaricomycetes; Agaricales; Omphalotaceae. The record is from RefSeq and is a predicted model, not a curated record. Gene Ontology annotation, cellular component: cytoskeleton. The coding region runs from base 283 to 1158 and encodes 291 amino acids. The transcript has 8 exons. Gene Ontology annotation, molecular function: actin filament binding.
UACUCAUUGAAGACGAAGUUCAUUAUGUAGGAUAGUGUAGAGUCCAUUGCACAAACGGCAUAAAAUCCAGAGACAACGUGAGAGUAUUGCUGCUCGUCGUCGACGGCCUCGGAGCGACCCUCUGAAAAAGGAGAAGAACAGGAAUAUCAGCGUCUGAUUGGACGGAUUUUCAUAACAGGGUUCCUGCCACUAUAAUCAUCUUCUCUCAGGCUAUGGACCGGCUAUAUAGUUAAACCGUAGCCUAACUCUAGCGCACCAACUAGUACACGAACUUGAAUCGUAAUGGGGAGCUUGAACGGAAACGGACUCGCCAGUCAAAGACUAGCAGUUCUCGACAAGGAUCCUUUGCGUAGAGCAUGGAGGGGUAAUAAAGAAGACACGAUCCAACUCAAAGCCGUUCCAUCUUUCAAUUCUCCCUAUGAGGAGCGAGAAUGGAUUAAGGCACAUAUGGCUGCCGCACUUCGCUAUUGGGGUAAACUGGGAUUUGGAGAAGGUAUCGCGGGCCAUAUAACUGUUCGUGAUCCUGUCUUUCCUGACCACUACUGGAUGAAUCCAUUUGACGAACACUUUUCGACAAUCACCAAAUCGAUGCUCGUUCUUGUUGGUCCGGAUGGAUAUGUCUCGACUGAAGGAGCGCAAGCACCCAUCAACGCAGCAGGAUUCUAUAUUCAUUCUUCCAUCCAUAAAGCUCGUCCUGAAGUGAAGGCAGCAGCUCAUUGUCACUCUAUUCACGGUAAAGCGUGGUCGGUCUUUGGCCGCCCAAUCGACAUGCUUGUUCAAGACUCGUGUCUCUUCUAUAACAAUCAAAGUGUAUAUAAAAAUUUUGGUGGAGUUGUGCUCUCUCACGAGGAAGGAGCUAACAUAGCUAAGGCCCUUGGACCCAAGUCUAAGGCAUGCAUUCUCCAAAAUCAUGGGUUAUUAACUCUAGGAGACACAGUAGACGAAGCAGUCUAUCUCUUUGGUGCAUUAGACAGACUAUGUCAUGUACAGCUUAUGGUUGAAGCUGCAGCUGCCAACAAUAUACCAAAAACCCUUAUUUCGGAAGAAGACGCUGAGUUUACUGCCAAUUCCAUCAAUGAAUCUAGGAGGAACUACAUCAAAUUUCAGCUUGAAUACAAACUUUUACUUCAAGAAACACAGGGGGCCUUCUUGCAGUGAUACAUCGGAUUAAAUGAUAAGAAUGGUCCCUACAUAUGAGGGUAAUGAUUUCCCAGUGUACGACUAGGACCUGCCCACGUCAAGACCUGCAGAAAACCCAGGUCGCGCGUGCGCAGCUUCAACCCAUUUCUGUAAUUUUGAGAUCUCAAUGAAAAUGACCAAUUACCAAGUUUGCAGAAACUUGACUUACCUUGA